AUGGCUGCGAACCAUGCUACUGUCGGGGCACCUGUUGUUGAGGCGCUGUCUUUGAGACCUCUCUUCAUGUCCAUGUUCUUCAUACUUCUCUGCAUUACCUUUCCCGUCCUGAAUACUAGAUCUAAACUCACGAAAUUUCCGGAUGUCGCCGUCUCUACCUCCAUCUUCGACAUUGGUCGGCAUUACUACCCCUUUUCGAAUUAUCGCCGAUAUAGGCGAGACGGUUAUCAUUCCCCAGAAUUUGUCGUUGGCAUUCGCAACGAAGCCGACCUCGAUUUCAUGGAAUUUGUCAACCAGGUUUGGGCAAUCGCAUCUGUUCGGUAA
This is a messenger RNA of Colletotrichum paranaense, 324 nucleotides long. RefSeq lists its product as uncharacterized. NCBI's taxonomy places the organism in Eukaryota, Fungi, Ascomycota, Sordariomycetes, Glomerellales, Glomerellaceae. The record is from RefSeq and is a predicted model, not a curated record. The transcript is spliced from 2 exons. Bases 1 to 324 code for a protein of 107 amino acids.